Molecule: messenger RNA, 347 nt
Organism: Tinamus guttatus (white-throated tinamou)
Lineage: Eukaryota; Metazoa; Chordata; Aves; Tinamiformes; Tinamidae
Source: RefSeq, a predicted model, not a curated record
GUUCUGAUGGGAAAUUACUCAUUUGGACUGAAUAGUGAAGAUGAUUCAUUUAAAUUUGUGGGGUACUGCCCUCAAAUAAAUCCUCUUUGGCCAGAUAUUACAUUGGAGGAACAUUUUGAAAUCUAUGGUUCUAUCAAAGGAAUGAGUCAGACUGACGUAAAAGAAGUCUUAAAACGUGUCGCAAAUGCCCUGGAUUUAAAAGACCACCUGCAGAAAACAACAAAGAAACUAGGAGUAGGAUUGAAGCGUAAGCUGUGUUUUGCAUUGAGUAUGCUGGGCAACCCUCAGAUUACCCUGUUAGAUGAACCAUCUACUGGAAUGGAUCCAAAAGCCAAACAGCACAUGUG